AUGGCGAGCGGAGAGUUGGCGCUCAACAUCGCAUUCUAUGCGUAUCCUUGCCUCCUGUUUGUGGCACUGCUAGGAGCCCAAUUCAUUCAAUACUUUCGCAAUCGAAACCGCGAAACGCGUCACGUCGCGCUUCGAGACGAGGUCACCAAGCAUGACAUCGAAGGCCUGAAGCGAUCACACGCCCGUGUCAUCUGGCUUCUUCAACUGAUUCUUGGCUUACUGCUUCUAUCGAGCAUUAUCCUUGCCGUGCGAGAGGCGGUCGCAACCCGACAAAAUUUUCAAGGCAGGAUUGACUUCGGCUUCAGCGCGUAUUUGGCUUCCCAUGUUGGAGUCUUACUUUACUUCUUGUCCGGUCUUUUGCCUGAUCCGGAGGGGCCUUGGUCUCCCGGCAGUCCACAUAGGCUUGCAUGGGUAGUGGGCGCUUUGUCAGAGGCUGUAAUCACCGCUACCCUCGCCGCCGGCCAAGACACACUGCGAGUAUCCAGAGGCUUCGUUAACGGUAUCGAGGGUCUCAGCUUGACUAGGAUUGCGAUUAUUGUACUCAUGACUGCAACUCUGUGUCUCAGGGACUACAGAAUUGGUCCCUUGCAUCUGGAGUCGACGACCGCCGAUGAGCAGCGGUCUCUCCUAGCAAAUGGCAAUGACAAUGGCUACGCCAGUGUCCCAAACAUGCCGUCAAGGUAUUCCCGAUGGUCUUUGACAUUUUCGUUGCCGGCGUCAUCUUUUUUUAUCAAGUACGACGCCUUUUACACCAUUAUCGUCUUCUUCAUCAUGUGGUCCUACAUCUUCUUGACCAUCUACGUGGCCAAGUACCGCGGCCGGCAGAGACGCGACAUGACGAUAAAGACGCGUGAGAUGGAAGCUGUCAAGACGGAUGCCAUCCUUGCGUACGAGACGGUGCAGCACAAUUGUGCAGUGUCUCGGGAGACGCAAAGAUUCCGAGAACAUGUUGCCAUCUUCCAGCGAGCAGAGCGCUUGGUUCAGUGGUCUCUCAAUGGGCUGAAUCUCACACAAAGCUCAAUUUUCACACUGGGGACGGCUCUUCUCGUCGGCGUCUCUGCGUACAAAAUUUGCAUCGGCGAGCAGUCUGUUGGCGACUUUGUCAGCCUCAUCAAUUACUUUGUCCAACUUCAGGGUCCUCUCAACUUCUUUGGAACCUACUACAACAUGCUGCAGAAUAACCUCAUCGAAGCUGAGAGGCUGCUCGACUUGUUUCAGGAAACGCCAGGCGUCGUCGAGAAGAGGGAUGCCGUCACGCUGCCUCAGCCUCGCGGUGCAAUUUCCUUUAAUGAAGUAGGUUUUUCGUACCAAAGUAAGAAAGGUGAGCCUGUAUUGCAAGGCAUCAGCUUUACUGUAGCUCCAGGAACCAAAACCGCUAUUGUGGGAGAAUCUGGUAGCGGCAAAUCAACCUGCCUGCGGCUUCUCUAUCGCUUCUAUGACGUAUCGAGUGGCUCCAUCACCGUUGAUGGGCACGACAUCAAGGACCUCAAGCUUGACAGCCUUCGCUGGAAUAUCGGCGUUGUUCCACAAGACACUGUUUUGUUCAAUGCUAGCAUAAUGUAUAAUCUCCUCUAUGCCAAGUCUGAAGCCACAGAGGCCGAUGUGUACACGGCGUGCAAAGCGGCCAACAUCCACGACCGGAUUCUCGACUUCCCUGAUGGAUACGACUCCAAGGUUGGAGAACGCGGGCUGAAACUCUCCGGGGGAGAACGCCAGCGCGUUGCCAUUGCGAGAGCUAUACUUAAGGACGCCCGGAUUUUGCUGUUGGAUGAGGCUACAGCUUCCCUUGACUCACAUACCGAGAGACAGAUUCAAGAUGCUCUGGAACAAGUCACAUCCGGUCGAACAACCAUCACAAUCGCACACCGUCUGUCUACCAUCACGACAUCAGAGCAGAUCAUUGUGCUUCAUCAAGGGAAAAUCGCCGAACGCGGCACUCACAACGACUUACUUGCGUUGAGGGGAAAGUAUUGUGCCAUGUGGGAGAAGCAGACUAUAAGCGAAAAGGUGGAGAAAGAAAAAAGUGUUCUCGAAAGGUCAUGAACGGAGUUGGAUCAGACAAAGUGUGAAACUGAGACAGAACUAUAGCAAAGAAAGACUUGCUAGGCGGCCUCUUUGCAAUUCAAGCUUUGACACAUUG
Molecule: messenger RNA, 2140 nt
Organism: Verticillium dahliae VdLs.17
Lineage: Eukaryota; Fungi; Ascomycota; Sordariomycetes; Glomerellales; Plectosphaerellaceae
Product: heavy metal tolerance protein
Exons: 6
Coding region: 1-2043 (680 amino acids)
Biological process (GO): transmembrane transport
Cellular component (GO): membrane
Molecular function (GO): ATP hydrolysis activity; ATP binding; ABC-type transporter activity
Source: RefSeq, a predicted model, not a curated record